Molecule: messenger RNA, 1709 nt
Organism: Episyrphus balteatus (marmalade hoverfly)
Lineage: Eukaryota; Metazoa; Arthropoda; Insecta; Diptera; Syrphidae
Product: esterase FE4-like
Exons: 4
Coding region: 29-1651 (540 amino acids)
Source: RefSeq, a predicted model, not a curated record
AUAUUGUUUAAGUCAUUCAAAUCGAGCGAUGAAAUUCGGUCAACUUAUUGUUAUUCUCACUAGUAUCUUAGUGAGCGUUAUCGUAGUAAGCGGUGCCAGAACACACAAUGAACCUGAACCUUUGGUGGAAACGAAAUUGGGCAAAGCAAAAGGUUCAAUCUUAAAGACAGUCCGCGGGGUUGAAUUCAAAGCUUUUCGAGGAAUUCGCUAUGCACAAGCACCCGUUGUUGAUAAAAGAUUUAAAGCCCCAGAGAGUGUUAAUAGUUGGGGUAAAAAUACUCUGGAUGCUACCAAAGAUGGUUUUAAAUGCCCUCAACCAUUUCUAGCAAAGGAAACUAUGUCCGAAGAUUGUUUAUUUUUGAAUGUAUAUACAAAAAGUUUAACUGGCAAAAAGCCAGUUAUCGUUCAUAUCCAUGGCGGUGCUAAUUAUUUCGGAAGUAGUGAUAGUGAAACCGAAGUUGGUCCCGAAUACUUGAUGGACUCCAAUAUUGUUUUAGUGACAAUUAAUUACAGACUUGGAGCUUUAGGUUUUCUUAGUAUGAAAACUAAAGAAGCUCCUGGAAACUAUGGUUACCUUGAUCAAGUAAUGGCUUUACAAUGGGUUAAGGAUAAUAUUGUAAGCUUUGGUGGAAAUCCAGACUCAGUUACAAUAUCUGGCCAAAGUUCAGGAGGAAUAGCUGUUACUCUUCAUAUGGCUUCACCGCUUUCAAAAGGAUUAUUUCAUAGAGCUAUAACUAUGAGUGGAUCUGGUACUAAUCAUUUUUAUGUGGAUAGUGUUGCUUGGACCCGAAGACUUGCCACAGCUUUAGCUUGUCCAAUGUAUAAUCCCAAAGAUGUAAUAGAUUGUUUAAGGCAAGCUUCAUGGGAAAAGAUAAUUGAAGUUCGUGGAAUUUUGGAGUUAUAUGGAUUCAGUGAUAUACAAUGGGGUCCUGAAGUAGAUGGACAUUUUCUUCUUGAUACACCAACAAAUGUUUUUGCCAGAGGGGAUUUCAACAAAGUUGAUAUAAUUGCUGGGAUAACAAAAGAUGAACUUAAUUAUUUAUAUGAAAGUCAAUCAUCCAAUAUUGGUCUUUUGAAUGAUAUUAGUAUUAAUUUUGACAAAUAUGCUCCACAACUUUUCAUUUUUAAUUCCAAGGACGAAAAUACGAUAGAAAAAAGCGAUAAAAUCAAGAAAUUUUAUUUGAAGAAUAAACCAAUUAAAGAUCAAGCCUUUAGUAAUUUUGCAGUAAUUUUUUCGGAUGCUAUAAUCAAUCAUGGUGUUCAUAGGCUAGUUCAGUUAGCUCGAAAAUAUGUUAAUGUUUUCUACUAUCGAUUUGAUUAUCUUGGAAGGUUUAGCAUUUUUCCUGAUGAAAAUAAUAAACCUAGAGGUGUUAGUCAUGCUGAUGAUCUUCAAUAUAUUUUCGGAAAUAAAUGGUUUGGUAAAAGAAUAAGUCAAGCAGAUCCAGAAAUGUUUAUGGUUGAUCGAAUGACGAAAUGGUGGACGAGUUUUGCAAAGGAUGGAUUUCCAUGCACUGAAAAUGAUAUAAAGUGGUUGCCGUCAAACAAGACACAUGUUUAUACAAUGUUUAAUGAUAAGAGUAUCCACCUUGGACCUGAGCCAUAUCAGGAAAGAUAUCAGCUGUGGGAUGAAAUGUUUCCAGUUAAAAAAUAAAUAAUUUAACCUGUUUUAAACAUUUAAAAAAAAAUGUGUAUGCAAUUUUGAAGAAAAU